Molecule: messenger RNA, 3085 nt
Organism: Dromiciops gliroides (monito del monte)
Lineage: Eukaryota; Metazoa; Chordata; Mammalia; Microbiotheria; Microbiotheriidae
Gene: EPB42
Product: erythrocyte membrane protein band 4.2
Exons: 13
Coding region: 153-2219 (688 amino acids)
Biological process (GO): peptide cross-linking
Molecular function (GO): protein-glutamine gamma-glutamyltransferase activity
Source: RefSeq, a predicted model, not a curated record
ACAAGACAUUGACAUUAGCGGGUUCUUAAAGCACAUUCUAUCCCUUCAGCCGUCAGCUUGGGAAAUAGAUUCAAAGUGGCAGUCCAGAAGGAAGGAUUGGAGAACCAGUGGACUCCCUCUCACAAUUGGGUAAAUAAUAGGAACUGGAAGCCAUGGGACAAGCCUUGUAUGUCAGUAGCUGUGACCUGCACAUAGCCAGAAACAAUGAGGAACAUCACACCGAGGAGAUCAGCUCCAGGCGCCUCAUUGUUCGAAGAGGGCAACCCUUCACCAUCACCCUGCACUUCCACCCACUGGUUCGAGGAUUUAUUCGGGCUUUAAAGAAGGUCACCCUUGUGGCUCAAACAGGAAAGCAGCCUUCCAAGACAAACAGAACCAAAGUCAAAUUCCCAAUCACCAGCCAAGGUAACCCUAAAUGGUGGAGUGCAGCAGUAGAAGACAGAGAUUUCCAAACCUGGACCCUCUCAGUGACCACACCCGCUGAUGCCAUCAUUGGCCACUACUCCCUCCUGCUUCGGGUCUCUCGAAGGACUCAAUUUCCCCUGGGCCACUUCACACUACUCUUUAAUCCCUGGGGACAAGAGGAUGCAGUAUUCUUGGGGAAUGAGGCACAACGCAGGGAAUAUUUGCUGAACCAGAAUGGCCUCAUCUACCUGGGCACAUCAGAUUGCAUUCAGCCUCAGCCUUGGGACUUUCACCAGUUUGAGGUCAGUGUCAUUGAUCUCAGCCUGAGAUUACUGGAAGUAGAUAAGGAAGUCGACCAGUGGAGCAACCCUAUACAUGUGACCCGGGUACUUGGAGCCUUGCUGAAUGACAGAAAGGAGAGGAGUCUUCUGACCACACCCCAAACACAAGAUUCUGAGGACGAGAGAUUCCUGUAUAAGCGCCGAGGGAGCUUGCCCAUCCUUAGGCACUGGCUCACUGGCCAAGGGCGGCAGGUGCCUGAUGGGCAGGCCUGGGUGUUGGCAGCUGUCACCUGUUCAGUGCUGAGAUCCCUAGGUAUUCCUGCCCGAGUUAUCACAAUCUUUGACUCAGCCCAUGGCACAAGAGGAGCCUUGACUGUGAAUGAAUAUUAUGAUGAGAAUGGGAUUCAGACCGGAGAGGACCAAGAAAGCCGAAUCUGCAUCUUCCAAGUCUCAACUGAAUGUUGGAUGGCAAGACCUGAUCUGUCCCCGGGUUAUGGAGGAUGGCAAUUUGUGGACUCAGGCCUUCAUAAAGAUGGUGGAAGCAAUGUCUUAGUGACCUGUGAUCUAGUUCCAGUUAGGGCAAUCAAGGAAGGGGCUCUGGAACUGAGCCCUGUGGCACCAGCUCUUUUUGCCUCGCUCAAUGCUUCCUGUGUGGUCUGGAUAAAGGGCAAGGAUGGGACGGUGGUUCGGGCUGAUGCCAGCCCCAAAUAUGUGGGCAACAACAUCAGCACCAAGGGGGUCGGAGGGGAUCGUUGUGAAGACAUCACCCAAAACUACAAAUACCAUGAAGGAUCUCCACAAAAAAGAGAACUAUUGGAGAAAGUCUUGAAAGAGAAAGCUGAACCUGGGAAGGACAUCAGUCCAGAGACAUCGGGUCCUCUGCACAUGCUCUUGACUUCAUCCAGUUCCAUGCCUUUGGAUGGAGAUGUUGAGAUAGCCGUGAAGAUCUUUAACCACACUAAUGAGGAAAAGGAUGUAGAGCUGGUGAUAGGGAUUCAGGCCAUGGACUACAAUGGAGUAACCAACACCCAGCUCUACAAAAAGAAGUUACCCCUUACAUUUCAAGACAAUGAAGUUAGAACCAUCAGCACGAGCUUGUCUUCCUCCCAUUUUGGGCAAAGCCCUCCUGAGAACAGCAUCCUGAGAUUGACAGCUGUGGCAACCCACAAAAAUCCUGAGAUUAGCUACUUUGCUCAACGGGACAUUGCCAUCUGUAAACCAGAGCUCACCAUUGAGGUGCCAGAGACGGUAAGGCUGUAUGAACCUGUCAUAGCCUCCAUCUAUGUUCAGAAUAAGUUGGACUCUCCCAUGGAAGAUUGUGUGAUCACAGUAUUUGGAAGAGGACUCAUUUACAGAGACAGGAGCUAUAGAUUAGGUUCUGUCUGGCCUGGAAAUUCCCUCUACUACCAGAUCCAGUUCACUCCAACCCAUGCGGGGCUCCAUCGACUUACCGUGGAAGUAGAUUGCAACAUGUUCCAGAACCUAACAGGCUACAAGAGUAUCAAAGUGAUGAUGCCUCAGUCUCCAGCUUAAGUUUGCCCGAUGUUCCUUCCCGCCUUUAGCUCUGUCCAGAUUUAUGAAAUGACAGGCCCAGAAUCACAAGCUAGAGAUGAGCAUUACAGGGAGAGGUACAUGGCUUAAAUGAAAGUGUAACACAUAAGCUUCUCUAAUGUGUGAAUGUCAUUUCAGGAAGGGAAGGAAGGGGCUUCUCUCUACUCACAUCACUCCUAAUCCUCUAGUAUGAACAGAAUUGACCCAAAAGGGAUGAAUAAGGGGGCUCCAACCACGCUGGUCUAUGGCAGCCUUGGAAAUUAGAUGUCUUAUUAAUGAUAAAAUGAUGGUACCACCACCCCUUUUUUUUUAACAGAGUGCUUUAUAGUUUUCAGAAUAAAUAAUAAAAUAGUAUUAAUAAUAAUAGCAUUUAUAUAGUACCUACUGUGUGCCAGGCACUAUGCUAAGCACUUUACUAAUAUCAUCUCAUUUGAUCCUCACAACAACCUGGAGAGGAGAGGAGAGAGGAGGGGAAGAGAGAGGAUUGGAGAGGAAAGUCAGAUCUGUCAGUCUGACAUGUUCAGCAAAACAAAUUCUUAGGGAAUAUUUCAAAUUACUAUCCACAAAUUAGGUUUGGUGAUAAUUUAACUAUGAAUCAAUAUUGCCCCUGAUCACAAAUGACUUGUUUACUCUAAUACAUGUAAAUUGUAUGCGAUGUAAUAAUAGUGGAUAACAUUUCUAUUGAGCCAUAAUGUUUUAACAAAUGCUUUAUACACACCAUCUGGUGUGGCAAGAAGUCUAUGAGGCGGGUGAUCUUAUCACUCCCAUUUUAUAGAUGGGGAAACAGGUUCAGGGAGGUUGACUUCCCCAGUUUGGGUCCCACAGUUGAAGUCUGGCAUGUAGAACUA